This is a messenger RNA of Arabidopsis thaliana (thale cress), 1817 nucleotides long. It is a transcript of the gene ILR1, whose product is annotated as Peptidase M20/M25/M40 family protein. The transcript is spliced from 4 exons. The coding region runs from base 170 to 1171 and encodes 333 amino acids. The record is from RefSeq and is marked reviewed. Gene Ontology annotation, molecular function: hydrolase activity. Gene Ontology annotation, biological process: auxin metabolic process. Lineage: Eukaryota; Viridiplantae; Streptophyta; Magnoliopsida; Brassicales; Brassicaceae.
UUAAAAACGAUUAAAAGAGUUUCCAAAAACGUGUGUAAAUUACGUACUAUAUAAAUAUUAAAAAUGGAUCGGUGAUCCAACUCCUUCUCCUUCAUCAUCAUCGUAUUCACCGUUGUCCUUUCUUUCAUUGACACUUGCCAGUUUACAUCGACAAACAAAAGAAAUCAGAAUGGAUUUCUCAGGGAGCUUCUUUGUCAUCUUCGUUACCUUCUUCUUUCUCCCUCCUCUGUCUUCAGCUGGGAGCUACGAUUCUGGUUCGGGUCUCGAGUCACUCGCUCGCGGGAUGCUUCAUUCAGCCAAGGAUCCUGAGUUCUUCGAGUGGAUGAGAGGAAUUAGGAGAAAGAUUCAUGAGAACCCAGAGACAGGGUUUCAGGAGUUCAAAACGAGUCAACUCGUUCGAGACGAGCUUGACUCGCUUGGAGUGAAGUAUAAGUAUCCUGUGGCGAAGACUGGCGUCGUCGCUUGGAUCGGAUCCUGUUCGAAACCUGUUUUCGGACUUAGAGCCGACAUGGACGCACUUCCGUUACAGGAAUUAGUGGAAUGGGAAUCGAAAAGUAAAGUAGAUGGAAAGAUGCAUGCUUGUGGUCAUGAUACUCAUGUUGCUAUGCUUCUUGGUGCUGCUAAGCUUCUUCAAACCACAAAACACCUCAUCAAGGGGACAGUAAAACUUGUGUUUCAACCAGGCGAGGAAGGUUAUGCAGGUGCUUAUGAAAUGCUAAAAGACGAGAUUCUAGACGACUUAGAUGGGAUACUCAGUGUUCAUGUCUUUCCAUCGAUCCCAUCAGGUGGUAUUGGUUCUAGGCCUGGGACCGUUCUUGCAGGUGCAGGAUUGUUUACAGUCACGGUUCACGGUCAAGGUAGCCACGCAGCUACACCGCACUUCUCUAAAGACCCGGUUCUUGCAGCUUCUUCCGCUGUUGUUGCCUUGCAACAGAUUGUUUCGCGGGAACUGGAUCCACUCGAAGCUGGUGUGGUUACAGUUGGAUAUAUUGAAGGAGGUCAUGCUCAAAACGUAAUACCGCAGAGUGCGAAAUUUGGAGGUACUUUCAGAAGCUUAAGCAACGAUGGGCUUCUAUUUAUCCAAAGACGGAUCAAAGAGGUAAAGAGAUUGUUUUUUACACCAUUUUUCUAUACAAUCUUGUUCUACUAUUCGAAUAAUGUAGGUCCCUAACCCUGUUUAAAUGUUUCUUGAUGAUGAUGCAGAUUUCAGAGGCACAAGCAUCGGUAUACCGAUGCAAAGCAGAAGUAAACUUCGAAGAGAAAAAGCCGUCGCUUCACCCGGUAAUGAAUAACGACGAGGGCUUAUACGAGCACGGUAAAAAAGUAGCGGAAGCGAUGAUUGGAAAGAAUAACUUCCAUGAUUUCCCGGUGACAAUGGGAGGAGAGGAUUUCAGCUUCUUCACUCAAAAGACUAAGGCUGCGAUUUUCGUGCUGGGGGUAAAGAAUGAGACGCUAGGCGCUGGUAAGCCGCUUCACUCGCCUUACUUCUUUGUUGAUGAAGAAGCUCUUCCUGUUGGGGCUGCUCUUCACGCAGCUAUGGCCGUUUCUUAUUUGGACGAACAUGGUCAUAGCCAUGAAGAAGAGGUUAAGAGUGAAUUAUAGAAGGUGUUGGGAGAAAAUCAGCUUAUAUUAGUCAUCAUCUAUUUGUAUUUGAACUUGAAAGUUAGGUGAGGUUAGGUUUCGGGUUGGGAAGAAUGUUUGUUAAUAGUCACGAGAAACCAACCACUUCUAUUAAAAUAAAUUUGAUGUAAGAGUUUUAAAAAUUGAACAAUUGAAAUCUUCAAAAUGAAUACCACUUCUUAAGUUCUCUGUUGACC